CACUUAUUGGCUAACGCGUCACUGGAGAACAAAAAGGCUAUUGUGAGACCCCUUUUACCUGAGAGUUUCUACACUGGAUUCAGAUCAGAAGGUACUUUUGGUUUUGCACAUUUCUUCUGCAGGUUUCAGUAUCCCUGUGAAGCCUACUGGCUUUGAAACAGGUCUCGGCUGUCCCCUGGUUCCUUCAAACGGACUUUUAGGUGGAAGAUUCACGACUUGUUUUGCGGACCAAUUCCUCGUGAUCCCUUGUGGGAUCUUCCACCGUCCUUGUUCAGAUCAUGGCGAUGGGCUUCUCCCCAGAGCAGGUGGCCUGUGUUUGUGAGGUUCUUCUCCAGAGUGGAAGCAUGGAUCGCUUGUCCUCGUUCUUAUGCUCUUUACCUUCCAUUUCCUCGUCGUCCGGUGUGUAUCUGGGAAUGGUUCAGAGCCAAGAGAGCGUGCUAAAAGCUCGGGCUGCGGUCGCCUUCCAUCACUGUCGUUUUGCUGAGCUCUACACCUUGUUAGAGGGGAACGCGUUCUCCCCCCGCAGUCACCCUCUCCUCCAGCAGCUCUGGCUCCGGGCUCACUACACGGAGGCUGAAUUGCAGAGGGGCCGUCCUCUCGGGGCCGUGGGAAAGUACCGCAUCCGCCGCAAGUUCCCUCUUCCUCGUACCAUCUGGGAUGGAGAAGAGACCAGCUACUGCUUCAAGGAAAAGUCUCGCAGUGUACUGAGAGAGUGGUACUGCAGAAAGCCGUACCCCUCGCCACGUGAGAAACGAGAUUUGGCCGCGGCCACUGGACUCACUGCCACACAAGUCAGCAACUGGUUCAAGAACCGACGACAGCGGGACAGAGCCGCGACCAGCCGUCAGGGCAGAACCUCCGCAGGAGCGUUCCUGAGCUCUGAUGAGGAGCUCUCGCCGCCAGCGAGUCCCGGCACACUCUUCUCCUGCUCCCAGCAGCUCUCUGCCCACCCGCCCCCUCUCCGGCACCUGGGACCACCACACUACUGAAAUCAAUGCAAUGCAAUACAGGCCAAAAAAAACUGUGUUUUGCAAUUUAGAGGUGCUGUGUUUUUUUUGUAUGCGAUAUACCUGACAAGACAACGUUAUUGAACUAAGGGUUUUUGCGAGUCACAGUGUGAGCUCUAGACUCUGCAAGCAGCUUAAAAGAGAGUCAGGGGAAUAAGUCUACACUUCUUUUUAGGCUUUUAUGCAGUUGUGUUUUCAAGGUUGGUUGACAGUCUUGCGUAGGUUAGCAAGUCUUGAGCUCUGUUAAACACAAAACAGAGCAUCAGUACAGCUGGCCUCAAAUGCCAUUUUGCCCCUAUUUUUACAUUUUCUUUUAAAUUAAAGUUCGUAGUACACGCUCGUGUGUGCUCAAGUGCAUAAUGUAUUUCAGGAAAGCAAGUCACUGUGUACUAUUUCACUUGUGGAUCAAGCAAAAGUUUGAUUUGAAAAUGCUAAAGUAGCUAAAGCUAUUUUUUUUUACAAUGGCUCAUAACGCUGCAUCUUCUUCCUUUGCCAUAACUCGAUCGCAUCCUCUUUAUUCACCCGUUUUCUAUGUGCAGUGUUAUUGAUCUUAUUGUGAAUAAUUCAUCCAUGCAUGUUUUUUAAACUGACCUUAUUUUUAAUCGAAUUGUUAUAAAUCCUCUGUUGAUGUAUGCCAAACCCUUCCAAUCAUUUUGUCUUUCAGUAAUUCGUUAAUCAUCACAAUACAGAAGAAAAGAUGUCACUACUUUCUAGACUU
Puntigrus tetrazona (Sumatra barb) is the source of this 1725-nucleotide messenger RNA. It is a transcript of the gene six9, whose product is annotated as SIX homeobox 9. Gene Ontology annotation, biological process: regulation of transcription by RNA polymerase II. Gene Ontology annotation, cellular component: transcription regulator complex; nucleus. The coding region runs from base 279 to 989 and encodes 236 amino acids. Gene Ontology annotation, molecular function: RNA polymerase II cis-regulatory region sequence-specific DNA binding; DNA-binding transcription factor activity, RNA polymerase II-specific. The record is from RefSeq and is a predicted model, not a curated record. The transcript is spliced from 3 exons. NCBI's taxonomy places the organism in Eukaryota, Metazoa, Chordata, Actinopteri, Cypriniformes, Cyprinidae.